AUGGCACCUCCACGACUUCCUGAUCUGCCAACCGAGCUGAUCUACCUCAUCGCCGCCCACCUCCCCAAAGCUUGCGAUCUCUCGGCCUUGGCCCGGACAAAUCAACGGCUCUACUGCAUCAUCAACAACAUUCUCUACACCGGAGCAGUCAAGCCCGGCACCGACCCUCAACCUCUUCUCUGGGCCACCCGACAUGGAGUCCCCUCCACCGUAGACAAGGCCAUUUGCGCCGGCGCCAAGCCAGACUACCUCUUCGAGUUUGUCCUCUCCCGUAAGGCCUGGGAACUCGUCUGUAUCCUCGAACGCGCUGCCGCCCCCAACGAGAACUCGGACUUUGAAGACUGGAACUGGUCCCCUCCCUCCAACACCAACUACAGCAACUCGGCCACCCCCGAGCUCUACCGCGACCUUCACGAUAUCAUGGGCACCAUGCGCGCCCCGUGGGAUCCCCGCCCCAACCCCCCUCCCAACAACCUGUCCGGCCCCGCGAACCCCCUUCUCGACCUGUUGGAGAACGAACCCCCCCAAACCAACCAUGAAGUACUUAGUGGUUCCGAGACUGAACCUCUUUCGGAGCCUGAUGAUCCCAUGCCCUUCCCCCCUCCACCAGGAGGAGGAGGAUUGGUGGGCGCUUUUCUCGGUAACCUGUUUCAAGCCGUUCACAACCACAACCACAACCCCUUCAAUGACGAUGACGAAGAAGACGACGACGACGACGAGGAUGACGAUGACCUCAUGGAUGAGGACAGCGAGGUCGAGGAGUGGGUACACAACAUACGAGCCAGGGGAAUCACCCGCCGCUGUGCCCCCAUACACAUAGCUGCCAAGGAGGGCCAUAACGCCGUCAUCGAAAAGCUGCUGGAGCACGGUGCCAACAUCCAUCUCGAGGCAGAGUGGUACUGCUCCUGCCGCCCGCCGCUCUCGCUGUGGGAAACGCGCGAACUCGAGGCGGCCGGCACCCUGCGUGAGAACCUGGAAGCUUCAUAUUGGCCGGCUGUCCACCUAGCCAUGUGCUUUGCGCGUUUCGACACUGCCAAGUUUCUUAUUGAGCGCGGUGCCCUCAACAAUAUCCCCAAGGGUCAUCUGGGUUUCACCAUCCUCCACCAAGCUGCUUCUAUAGGAAACCUCGACAUGCUCAAGUACAUUGUCGAAGCCGGCAAGGCCACCUGGCCCACGGUCGAUAUCGAAGACGACAUGGGCCUGACGCCUCUGUAUUUUGCCUGUGCCAAGGGCCAUUGGGACACAGUCGUCCCCUACCUGAUUGAGAAGGGCGCCAACAUAGACAAGGAGUUUGAGGUGGACCUGUGGGAAUUCAAGGCCAAGACGACGGUCCUCGGCGAAGCUUGCUACCUCGGCCAUUACGAUCGCGCCCUGAAGCUCAUUGAGCUGGGUGCAGAUGUCAAGCAGCAGCUCGAGUUCAAUCAGCUGACAUUUGGGAGACGACACCGCCUGGAAGAAGCGGAUAACGGAGACGAGGAAGCUGGCGAUGGCAUCAAGAAGAUCCCCCUUCUCCACGUAUGCUGUACCUCCCCCCGACCAAAGGAUGACGACUAUUACUCAAACCCAUCAGUUCGGUCGGCACCUUUCAGACUGGCCAGAACCGAGGAGCCGACAGCCUUGGAACGCGUAGCCCUGAUAGAAAGGCUUCUGGCUGCGGGCACGCCCAUUGACCAAACCUGGGACGACGGCAAUGGCGAAACCCCUUUGUUUAUGGCUGCACAGUUUCACGUCACCUCAGCUGUCAGGGCCUUGUUGAAGGCUGGUGCUAAUCCCCUUGUCCAGGAUAAAAAUGGCCGAAACGCCUUGAUGGCCGCACUUUAUCACCCACUAGGCGAAGAGCCCUGGACCACGUUUGCCGAGUGCUUCCCAUCGAGUUCCAAGCCAGACAAGGCGCCCGAGAUUGUGCGUUUGCUCCUAGAGGCAGGCGUUCCAGUCAACCAUCAGGACUCAAAGGGACGUACCGCGUUGCACCUUGUCUUCCGGCCCAGGAGAGCGUACGAACUAGGAGCGGCAACAGACGCCAUCUGCAGCAUCGUCCGAUUGCUGUUCGACGCUGGCAUUGACCCAUGCAUUCGCGCCAAGGACAAGACCCCGGUCCUGAAGAACGCACUCAAAUGGGAUUACGGCCGCGCUGCUGAUCUCCUCGUCCAAUUCCACGGUCCCGCCCUUGGCUCGCAUUUGGACCCCAAGGAGUUCCGAGAAUUCUACCUAAUGAUAGCCGAAGCCACCUCUCCCAGGAUCUACGCCACGUAUGGGGCUCCUGAAUCAGCCUCUUCGUAUGACUUGCUUCUGGAUAUCGACAGCUCUCAUCACCUCACGUCCGACAAGAGCCUUUUAUUCGACCUGAUCAAGAAAGGGUCCGAGAACGGAGAAUGCUUUUCGGCAGCCGAAAAGCUUGGCAAGCGUGGCCUCCAUCGCAUGGACCUGACGCUCGAGGAAAAGACCAAACUGAUGAAGAAAAGCAUUGACCAUGAUCUGCACAAGCUGAUGAUAGAGGUUGUCAACGUCACCGUCCAUGCCGUCGCGCCGUCCGUCCUUCGAGACAAGGCCGUGCUCGAAGAAGCCCUACUGCACAUCCUCCGCAAUCCCCGACGGUUACACUUUUCGGAACCCAUGAUUGCCCAUCUCAUCAACGCCGGCGCCGACCUCCACCGGCCAUGCCCUUACCAGCUGGAAAAGAAAGCAUCCGAUACCACCACCACCACGACCACCACCACUACCUACCUGCCCCCCCUCUACACCGCCAUCCGCUACGGCCAUGUCAAGGUCGUCAAGUACAUGCUCUCCAAGCAACCCAUCCACGGUAACCCCCACGCCCUGCUCAACCCUUACCUCCACCAGGCCGUCAACCUCGACCCGGCCAUCCGGGAGAAAUGGCCCCUCACCAAUCAGCAGGACGAGGCCAAGACGCGCAGUGACAUGGUCCGUGCCCUCAUCGAAGCCGGCGCCGACCCAGCUUUGCUCAACAAACACAAGGACACAGCGUUGUCAAUACUCCUAAAGGGCCUAGCCGCCGAUCCAGAUCGCAGAAUACUCAAGAGUCUGGGCCAUUUGAUCAAGCCGCUUAGUCGCGGGGUGGAUAUCAAUGUGGUGAAUAAGGAGGGGAAGAGUGUGGUGGACUAUCUGAGGGAGUUGAUGGUUUUGAGGGAGGUGGAGGAGAAGGAUCGGGAUGGUCCAAGUACGAGUGAGGCCAAGAUGAAGGUCAAGAGGAUCAAUGAGGCUAUCAGGAUGUUGAGAUGUAGGGUGGAGUUGGUUAAAGAGGAGUCGGAUGAUGAGAAAGGUGAGAGUAAGGAGAAGGGGGAAGGGAAGGAAGAGGGCAGGUUGAUGAUCAAGUGGUCUGUUCCCAAGGGGGGUCCGGCGGCCACGGGAGGCAAUAUGGUGUGUCCGCCGAUGCCGGCGAGGGAGAGAGGGAGGUACGCAGGGUAUGGAUCAUAUUUGUAAAAGGAUUGCGUGUAAUGGUUUAAGAAGGUGUGUGUUUUUCUUGUGAUCUUGUAUGGUUUUAUUUUGGGCACCUUUUAUUAUGCUCAAUAUGAUCUGGUAAGGUCGGUAUACAUGGUUUAUUGUUUUAGAAGUAAGAGACGGAAAAAGGCAAAGCGCUGAAUAUGGUGCUGACUUUGUAGAGGUAGCGUUGUGUUUUUUGCAACAUGGAUAUUUUGUGGCUGAGGAUGUACAUCACUGGAGAAAGCUGUUGGUUGAGGUUGCCUGGCGAAAUCCCGUCCUCUGGCAGUGGUCACUGCUGAGCCUUGCCUGAAUCGCGGAAGGAGCUCAUGAGUCG
Messenger RNA from Neurospora tetrasperma FGSC 2508, 3775 nucleotides. RefSeq lists its product as uncharacterized. The record is from RefSeq and is a predicted model, not a curated record. NCBI's taxonomy places the organism in Eukaryota, Fungi, Ascomycota, Sordariomycetes, Sordariales, Sordariaceae. Gene Ontology annotation, molecular function: protein binding. Bases 1 to 3441 code for a protein of 1146 amino acids. The transcript has a single exon.